This is a messenger RNA of Procambarus clarkii (red swamp crayfish), 5915 nucleotides long. RefSeq lists its product as uncharacterized. Lineage: Eukaryota; Metazoa; Arthropoda; Malacostraca; Decapoda; Cambaridae. The record is from RefSeq and is a predicted model, not a curated record.
GCAACAUUUUCUCUGAUAAAGAAAGUGGAGAACCUUAUAUAACUAGAUGUGGAUCACUUACUUUUAGCUGCCACUAAUAAUUCCAGCGCUGCCGUCAUGAGCGCUUAAGGGUGAUUAGCGUCACACUACCCCCAGGCCGUCGCGCUUACCUGGAAAGAAAUUCAUAUUAUUCGCAUGGUAUGUUUAAGCCUGGGGGUGUGGCUCGCCCGCCGGCAUCUGUUGCCACACCCGAGUGUCGCUGCGGGCGACGCGUCGGAGUGUAAACUCCGACGCGUAAUGUGUGGUGUUGAGUGGCUUACGACAGGAGCGUGAAGACUAAGCGUGCCUUUGGCGGAGGACCUGUCCCCGAAGGGAUGAGAGCGUGAGGUGAGGCGGCGGCACACGCAAGGUUGUGAGCGAAGGGCAACAUGGGUCGCUACGGCGUCGGUCACGGCGCGCUCGCCAUUCGGGAUCGUCGGCGACGCGUCCGUCGGACGUCGGUGGCGGGCCCUGGGAGCCAUCACCAGCAGCGACACCCGGAGAACUACACGAGCUUCGCGCAGCGCCAUCAGCAGCGGAAGAGCUCUGUUUCCUCCAGCCAGAGCGCCCCGGUCAAGGGCAGCGCCUACGCCAUCGACGCCGCCCCAGAAGUGGCCAUCAUGCCAGGACAGAUACCGCCAUCAUACGACCUCCAGAAAACCAAGAGCCUGACGGAGGUAGCAGAAGGACCCCUGCCCGGCCCCUCCUGGUGGCCCGGUCCCCCCUUCCAGCAGGGAGGGGUGGUCCACUCCCCCCCGGUGGGACACGCCGCCGCCGCCCCUUUCCAGGAGGGGAUGACAGAGUUUCCAAAGCGACACAGGGGCCUCCUGAGCGGGGUGUUGGGGCUCCUGACGGGGCGCGACACCUGGGCCCACAUCCAGGAGCGCCUCUUGCCCCACCUGAGGACGGCGGGACACCCACCAUCCCGCCAGGCAGCCAUGACCAACCGUCACCUGACCUUUGACCAGGAGUUACCUAACGGGAAGAACGCGUGGGGCGGCCGUGUUGGUGUCCAGAAGCAAGCCUCAGACGCCCAGAAAAGAUGGGUCACCAAGAACAAGGAUGAGAGCGGAGACGGUGAGACUCGAGACGACACCAAUAAUGGCCAAGUGGGCGACGCCUCAGGGGGCAGCUUGGAGAAGAGGCCAGAUGGCAGGUACCGGCAGACUGGAGUGGUCAACAUUGUACUCUACGUGGGCUUGGGACUCAUCUCUCUCGGCCUCAUCAUUACCUUUGUGGGUAUGGGGGAACACGGCUUCAAGUCCCCCGAGCUGAGACUCAUAGGUCCAAGUCUCAUUGGCUGCGGCUUCCUCUUUUGUCUCCUCCGGCUCUUCUUCUGCUCGACCCCCGCCUGCUGCGCCUUCUGCUGCAGAAAGAGCGAACCGUUGGACGAGAAGGCUCUGCUGUCCCCGUCCCGUGAAACUCUAGCAGAGGACUCGUCGGAGGGACAGCAGCAGCCGCAGCCGCAGCAUAGACUGCUACACCCGCUGGAGAAGCCCAAGCAGAGGCACCAGCAGGAGGAGGAGGUCCACCACGCCACAAGAAUCACCUCCAUGCCUGCGGCUCCGGAGGUCCAAUCCUCCAUACCCAAUUUUAUCGAGGAUGAGGGAGACGAAGACGCAGAAUUGGGCCUCGAGGUGGAGUACAUGGACGAGAUCAGCGAGGACCUGUCUCCUGGUCACAGACUGGCUCCUACGGUACACAACUCCAGACCUGCCUCCUCCCACAGCCAUACCUCAACGUCGUCUAAAUUAGCUGACGUCCACGGGAUCACGAGACAAAAUAGUGAGAUCGUGUUGGACCCGUCAGCACUGGAGAGAAGUGGAGACUGAGAGACGGUGGGAGCACCAACACAGCAGCAACAAUACGUCUAUCCUCAAGCUCUUGUUAUUGCUCUUCACGGACACCCCUGACCCUCUAUGGAUAUGGCCCGAGGACUGCUCCAUUGGGGGUCAACAGGAAGUGGCAUGACAUAUUGUGAGGAAGCGAGAAUUAUGUGAUAAAACUGGGGGCGCCAUCUGCUGUGGCCCUGGUGCUUCUCUUCUGGUACCUGGGAAUACUUGUUGCUGUGGUCCUGGUGUCUCCUCCUGGUGCCUGGGAAUACUUCUUGCUGUUACCCUGGUGUCUCCUCCUGGUGCCUGGGAACACUUCCUGCUUUGGUCCUUGUAUCUUCUCCUGAUGCCUAGGAACACUUCCUGCUGUGGCCCUGGUAUCCUCCUCCUGGUGCUUGGCCGCCCUCUCAAUAAACAAUUUGUUGCGUGCCUUGAAUAAACCAGUCAGAGAGCGGUGCCCGCGCAUGACAAUGAAACGCGGCUGAUGCCCCUUCAACUCGAGGCCUCAGUUUGAACCCGGCAGCGAGUGAGUCACAAUAUAGGCACAGAGACAGACGCUUCGAUACAAGUAAUUGUACUCACUAGACUAACAAUCCUUAUAAAAAAAAGUAUAGAGGAACAGGGAAGCCUAAACAUAUACAUCGAAACCUCUUCACACGCCAGUAUAAGCAACACUGGUGGCAGUGGUGGGGUGUGGACUUUGCACAACCACCGCCAGCAGGGUGACGAAGGCGAGACUGACAGAAGUGACGGCAUGGACUCAGCCUAUAUCGCCUCAGCAACUCUCACACUCACACGUAGCAGCCACUUUUUCUCGCGUAUCAGUUUUCAAGCCAAACUUAUGUUAAUAACCCAUGAUUCUUGAUUGCAUUUUUCUACCUUAACAUUGAAAAUCAUAACAUGCAAGCUGCUGUACUCUUAAAUACAGUCAUAAAGUCAACAUCUAGUGAAACUUAGGACAAAUCAAUAUUAAUUUUAUUAUAUUACCAAAUAAACUCAGGUCUGAACUUGGACUGAAGGCAGAACUUGAAUUAAGAAAUCCAUAAAAAUUAAGUGUUUUUUUUAGUUUACUUAUGUAAAACAAAAUAUAGAUAUUGACGAAAAUUAUAAAAUUAAUCAAAAAAUCUAAAUCGAACUCAUGAUGUCACUACAAAAAUAUUCUCUAAGUCACUAGUGUCAAAAUUAUUGUUUUAUUGUUCAAACUAUGCCAAGUGCUGAACAAUGUGCCUCUUCACGUAUUGUUAAUUUGUUAUGACAAAUAAUUGCCUAAUAUAUCAUUCACUCACAACGAAAUAUUAUACAUUACUGAAUUGAAUGUUAAUGGUCCUGUUGACACGUGCUCCUGUACACCACUGGUCCUGUUGACACGUGUUAACAGCUGUUGUGGUUGUAGCUCUCUUGGUAGCGGAAAGGAACGGAGUACCAAACGCCUGUGGCUUUUUCUUCCGUUUUAUUACAAAGUUAUAAAUACUUUGUGCUGGAGCAGGAGCUAGCUGUAUAGUGUGUGUGUGCAGGACGGAGGCUCAAGAUGGUCUGAAGUUGGUUUCGUGUGAUGCUUCAUCUGCAGUUCUGCUGAUUCCGGUGUUGACUAUGUAGUCGAUAUAUGCAGUUGAGAUGAGGGUAUUAAUGGUCACCACAUGUGUGUGUGUGUCCAGUGUGCGUCCAACACAUGUGUUUGUGUACACAGUUGGUCCUGUUGACACCUGGGGUUGUGCAUAAUAUAGUACUGUUGACAUCUGGGCUCACUCACACAGCUAGUCCUGUUGACAUCUUGAUUGAUUCAGUGCAGUCGGCUCGCAGCCGAAAGAUCCCGAGUUCACUUCCUGCAACAGGACAGAAACGUUUGGGCACCGUUUCCUAUCACCUGAUGUCUUUGUCCACCUAGUAGCAAAUAAGUACCCGGGAGUCAGGCAACUGUUGUGGGUUGCAUCCUGGAAAAAGACAGUAGUUGGCCUAGAUGGACCUGGAUAAGCCCAAGUGGAAUAUCCAGUUGAUGCCACCUCACUGGCUUGACCGCAAUUGAUGGCGGUGUGGUGGAGACCGUGGGCGUCCUCGCGGGCCAACCCUUCAUCCUCCCGAAGGAGCCACAGACGAGGAUGGAAUGAGUAUUUUAAUAUUAUUAAUGUGUUAAUUGAGAGGGGAAGCAGGCCUCUGACACUGGUCAGAGCUGACUGUGUGUCCCGGGGCUGGAGGGCCACCAGCCUGUCUCACGCCUUCAUUCUCAGCCCACGUUUAAAGAGCACAACAUAUUAUAUUAUUACAUAUUUCAUAGAAAAUGAGCAAUACUUUUCUAAGAUUUCAUCUAUAUUUUAAGACAUUUUCCCGGGUAACAGUUACAAGAAGGGUUGAACAAUGUAAGUUUAGUCACGAAUCAAGUACCAAGAACAGCUCCACCUUCAGAAAACAAUGCAAACACACAUUAUUCCACGCGAGAAUUUUAUUAGAACGAACAUUGGUCAUAGAAAUAAAGAUGUAACAAAAUCAGUUGAGAGACACAUGUCCUCAGGCAGCGGCCCCGAGCCUCCUGCAGCCGUGUCCUGAGACACAUGUCCUCAGGCAGCGGCCCGAGCCUCCUGCAGCCUUGUCCUGAGACACAUGUCCUCAGGCAGCGGCCCCGAGCCUCCUGCAGCCGUGUCCUGAGACACAUGUCCUCAGGCAGCGGCCCGAGCCUCCUGCAGCCGUGUCCUGAGACACAUGUCCUCAGGCAGCGGCCCCGAGCCUCCUGCAGCCUUGUCCUGAGACACAUGUCCUCAGGCAGCGGCCCCGAGCCUCCUGCAGCCGUGUCCUGAGACACAUGUCCUCAGGCAGCGGCCCGAGCCUCCUGCAGCCGUGUCCUGAGACACAUGUCCUCAGGCAGCGGCCCGAGCCUCCUGCAGCCGUGUCCUGAGACACAUGUCCUCAGGCAGCGACCCGAGCCUCCUGCAGCCGUGUCCUGAGACAUAUGUCCUCAGGCAGCGGCCCCGAGGCUCCUGCAGCCGUGUCCUGAGACACAUGUCCUCAGGCAGCGGCCCGAGCCUCCUGCAGCCGUGUCCUCGCGCCGUACACGAGGUUCAUAGUUGAAUCUUUUAUAUCAUAAACCAACAUUAUGAACUGUAAUAAUCAAUUCUGUUUGUAUGAGAAAGAUGGAAUUAGAGCUAAGGCUAUACUUGAACUGUGUAAAGAGUUAGCAGCUUCUAUAUAGAUGAGUCAGUGCUGUAGUGAGGUCACUGUUGGCCGGUCCUGCCUGCUGUAGUGAGGUCACUGUAGGCCGGUCCUGCCUGCUGUAGUGAGGUCACUGUAGGCCGGUCCUGCCUACUGUAGUGAGGUCACUGUAGACAGGUCCAGCCUACAGUAGUGAGGUCACUGAAGACAGGUCCUGCCUACUGUAGUGAGGUCACUGUAGACAGGUCCAGCCUACUGUAGUGAGGUCACUGUAGACAGGUCCAGCCUGCUGUAGUGAGGUCACUGUAGGCCGGUCCAGCCUGCUAUAGUGAGGUCACUGUAGACAGGUCCAGCCUGCUGUAGUGAGGUCACUGUAGACAGGUCCAGCCUGCUGUAGUGAGGUCACUGUAGGCCGGUCCAGCCUGCUAUAGUGAGGUCACUGUAGACAGGUCCAACCUGCUGUAGUGAGGUCACUGUAGACAGGUCCAGCCUGCUGUAGUGAGGUCACUGUAGACAGGUCCUGCCUACUGUAGUGAGGUCACUGUAGACAGGUCCUGCCUGCUGUAGUGAGGUCACUGUAGACAGGUCCAGCCUGCUGUAGUGAGGUCACUGUAGACAGGUCCAGCCUGCUGUAGUGAGGUCACUGUAGACAGGUCCUGCCUGCUGUAGUGAGGUCACUGUAGACAGGUCCAGCCUGCUGUAGUGAGGUCACUGUAGGCCGGUCCUGCCUACUGUAGUGAGGUCACUGUAGACAGGUCCAGCCUACUGUUGAUAUGUCACCUGAUAUUAUGUGCCAAAAUGUGUCAGAUGUCUUGCUAACCUUCUUCGUAACUUCAGGCCCCCUUCAAUGUCUUUAAGUAUAGUGCAAGCCUUCGGAAAAUCUUAUGUAACAUUAUAUUAUAUUAUAUUAUAUAUAUAUAUAUA